CCAAAAUUCAAAGCCCAUAACCUACAUGUACAUGAUGUAUAUGUACACGUAACAACACAUCGACAAUAAAUUCUGUAGAAUUUUAGCCGAUACAAAGUCAAGAAUGUCGUCAGCAGACCUUCACCCGAAAGACAACUCAACUGGCGGUGAUGGAGACUCCAUCAGGGUCUACCUCCGGGUUCGUCCUCCCGACCAGGACAAUGGCAUCGACUCAGGCCAGAUACUGACUGUCCAGCCUCCGGACAUGGUCAUCCUGCCUUGCAAGCCAGAGCCUAAGGUCUUCACCUUUGAUCACGUGGCUGAUAUCCACACCACACAGGAAGCAGUAUUUGCUGCUGUUGGCAGGAAGACAAUCGAGAGCUGCGUGGCAGGGUACAAUUCCACUAUAUUUGCCUACGGACAAACUGGAUCAGGCAAGACAUUCACAAUGAUGGGACCUGAUGAGGCUGAUAAUUUCCACCAUGAACUGCGAGGUGUCAUCCCAAGAAGCUUUGAAUACCUGUUCAGUCUUGUUAACAGGGAACGUGAAAAGCAAGGAGAGCGAUUCGAGUUCAUGUGUCGCGUGUCAUUCUUGGAGAUCUACAACGAGCAGGUGUAUGACCUGUUGGACUCUGCCUCCAUGGGCCUACAGCUGAGGGAAAACUUCAAGCGUGGCGUCUUUGUUGAUGGUCUCAUUGAGCAGGAGGUUAACAAUCCCAGUGAUGCAUACAAGGUGUUGUCAACUGGCUGGCUGAACCGGAGAGUUGCUUCUACAUCCAUGAACAGGGAAAGCAGUCGCAGCCAUGCUGUCUUCACAUUCACCAUACAGACCAAGGAGAAGAAAGCUGGUGUGUCCAACAUCCGUGUGUCGCAGCUGAACUUGGUCGACCUGGCAGGCAGCGAGCGGCAGAAGGACACCAAGACGACGGGAAUCCGGCUGAAGGAGGCGGGCAGCAUCAACAAGUCCCUCCUGACCCUCGGCCAUGUCAUCACUGCCCUGGUGGACAUCGGUCACGGCAAGACCCGCCACGUGCCUUACAGAGACUCCAAACUCAGCUUCUUGCUGCGGGACUCUUUGGGUGGAAAUGCCAAGACGUACAUCAUAGCAAAUGUGCACCCAGGAGCAAAGUGUUUCGGUGAAACACUUUCAACUUUAAAUUUUGCCCGGAGAGCUAAGAUGAUUAAGAACAAGGCUGUAGUGAAUGAGGAUACCCAAGGUAAUACACUGCAUCUACAGUUGGAAAUCAAACGACUGCGAGAGCAACUCCAGCAGUACACACAAGGAUCUAUCCCAAAGGAACCAACUAGCUCAGGUAACUCAGCCUUGCUGAACUCGGGUCAGAUCAGUUGUAAUCUACUGGAGAAGAUCUCCAGGCUGGAAGACUUGUCCAACAAGAAGGAGCAGUACCUUCAAUCCACCAAGAUGAUCGUCAGGUUCAGAGAGAAUACCAUCGCCCGGCUGCAGAAAGCCCAAGGCAACGACGAAACCACGGAGGAUCAGCUGGUGAAUCUACUGGAGAAGAUCUCCAGGCUGGAAGACCUGUCCAACAAGAAGGAGCAGUACCUUCAAUCCACCAAGAUGAUCGUCAGGUUCAGAGAGAAUACCAUCGCCCGGCUGCAGAAAGCCCAAGGCAACGACGAAACCACGGAGGAUCAGCUGGUGAGUGACUUGAAGAGUGAGAUUGCCGCACUGAAGCAGCAGUUGGCCCGCAACCCCACUGUCACACAAUACGCCAUGGAGAAUUGCAAUCUGCGCAACGAGAACAAGAAACUAUUGGCUUUACAGUCAGUGCGUUCAGGCAUGGAGUACGACAACGACCGGGCUCAGCAGCUUGAAAAAGUCUUCAGGGAACUCAUGGCUUAUAUAGAGGGUGGGGAUCGCCGGACCAGCAUCUGCCCCUCUCCAUCCCGGACGCCCUCUCAACAUGGGGACCAUCACAUGGCCAUCUCCUCUACCUUUGACAAAUACAAGGCGCAGCUCAAGCAGAUGCAAGCAGAGAGGGACACAGCCAGACAGGAGCUGUCAGAACAGUCGGAGGUGUGGAGUAAGACACAACUGAAGCUGGAGGCAGAGGUGGCUUCUUACAAGAAGACUGUCAACGAGUUGGAGAAUGCCCUGGAGGCCUUCAAGGUCAAGACCAAGAUUGAGAGGGACACCAUGAAUAACCUGCAUAUGAAGACCAUCAGGAAUAUGGCAACCCCCAAGAAGGUUGCGCACACUCUCCGCAACCGAGUAAUCACAGUCCCCAACACCGACGACGGUACUCCUCUUAAUCCACGACGACUUGUGGAACCGUCGGAGGAAUCGUCACCUCUCACGGAUGAAGAGGGCAUUGUGGAUGAGGAGAUACCAGAGCACAUGAUCGAACAGUGCAACGAGGCGCUGACGGAGGAAGUCAAGAAGCUCCAAGAGGAAAACUCAAAACUCCUGCAGAGCCUCCAAGAUGAAGAGACAAACCGACUGAAACAAAAACAGACGGAAGCCCUCCUAGAACAUCAACUUGAACAGCAACAUCAGCUUUUAGAAUCUGAGCAGCAACAAAAGGUGGAGUUGAAAGCUGAAGCUGCCAGGCUUUUGACCAAACUUGACGACCUGGAGAAAGACUACUGCAUUGCCAAGAGCGAAGCUGAGGAUAUGAAGAUCAUGCUGCAGUCAGCAGAUAAAGUGAUGGGAGAGGAGAAGAAACAGCUACAAGAAGCUGUCGCUGAAAGGGAGAAAGCCUUCGCUGCCCUGGAAUCUAAGGUCAUCCGUACGGAGGUGGAGUUAUCCACAGCAAAGCGGGAGGCGGAGCUACUGACAGAGGAGAAGCGUGAGCUGGAGGAUGUAGAGAACACCUUGCAAGCCGAGGUGAACUUCAAGGAGCAACAACAGGAAGAAUUGGAGGCGGUCGUGAGGGAGGAGAGAGGACGUGUCCGGGCGCUGGAGGUGGAGAUGCAGUCUUUGAUGGAGAGACUUGACACCGAGUUUGAGAAGAAUGCCAAGUUGUCGGCUGAGCUGCGGGAAGGGUCGGACAGCAAACAGCAGCUGUUGGAAACCUUGGAGGUGAUGGAGCAGCUACGAGCCAGCAAUAGUCAGCUUCACAACCUCUGCAGCGAAAAGGAUACUCAUCUGACAAGAGCCAAGGACGAUUUGGAUGCAGCUUCUGGGACGAUAGCGGUGCUGCAGAAGAGAGCAGUGGAGGAUAAGGACGCCCUAGGCCGCAUGGUCGGCACUGUUCACGACCUCCGCCAGACAAUCCUGCUGAAGGAUGACUCGCUGAACCUUGCCAGCCAGGAGCUGCAGGACACCAGGCGCCGCUGCGAGUCCCUGCAGGCCGCCCAGGGGGAGUACAGGAACGAGGUGCAGGGGUUGCAGAGGGAGCUAGAGGAGCUGACAGAGGAGAUGAACAGCCUGGGCUGCGCUCACAACAUGGAGAUGGAGAUGCUUCAAGAAGAGCUAGAUGAGGUCAGAGGUCAGUACCAGAGCCUGAUGGGAGAGAUGACAGAGCAGGAGAAGCACCUUCAGGCUGCUCAGGCAGAGUGUGAGGCCAGUGCCGGACAGUUAGUCGCCCUUAAGAAACAGGUAUCUGACAAAGAAGAGGAGAUUGCAACACUGCAAGAGGUCUAUGAGACGCAACUGGAAGAGGUCAAGACCAAUCUCUCCACUGUUGUCAUAGAAACGACCCCUCAUCUAGACAGCCAAGAGCUGAAGCAGACAAUUGACAGCCAGGCCAAUGAGAUUGAGUCUUUGCGGACAAGACAGCAGCAGUUCACCGAGCUCCUGGAACAGUUUGAGAUCAUGAGGGAGACCAAGAAUGAGGAAAUACAACAGCUAAAGGAUUCUGUGGCAGAGCUAGAACAUGCGCAAGUUGAGAAAGAGAUCUUGAUGACCCAGUGUCAGACGCUGCAAUACCAGGUGGAACAAUGGGAGGAGAAGGCCAAAGAGAAGGAAAUGGAGAUGCAGUUUAGCAACCGUGAACUGCGUGAAGAAGUUAGUCGGGUCAAUUUUGCAUUUGACAGUGUCACCAAGCUUAAAGACGAGGCAGUGGAGGCUAGGCUGAAAGCCGAAACGGAACUAGCACAGCUGCAGUGCAACAGUGAACUCAUGGAGGAAAAUUCCGAACAGAUCCUGGAAGAACUAGAGAGGAUCAAGACGUUGGAGAGUGGCCAUUUUGAAGAGAAGGAGACCCUCAAGUCUUGUCUCAGCCAACUCCAAGAGGAGAAGACGCAGUUGCUGAGGGAGGUGAAACGAGUUGAAGAGAGGAACGAGGAGCUGACUGCCAUCAACACCAAGCUGGCUGGACAUCAGAACCUGAAACAGAAGAUUCACUACCACCAACAGGUCAAGAAUGAGAACUCACAGCUCAAAGAGCAACUACUGAAGACAAGAAAUGACUCGAAGUUGAUCAAAGGAGAACUGGAGCAGUACAAGAAAGUCUUUGGGGAUUUGAAGAGUAACAGUAACAGCAAUGGAAAUGGUACUGGCAAUGGUAAAGACCAUGGCAAUGGACAUGGUCUAGACCAUGACAACGGCCAUGGUAAAGACCAUGAUAAUGGUUAUGGCUAUGGUAAAGACCAUGGGAAUGGCCAAGACACUCUGCCCCUAGAGAUGGUGAAGGAGAAUGUUGAUCCAAGAACAGUCCUGUUAUAAGAGAGGAGUACAAACAUUCAGUAAUCAGACAUUUUUGUAUAACUGCAGUACCUUUCAGAAGGAUCAAUGCAUUCUGUAUUCAAGAAUUGAGUAUUUGACUCAUGACCACUUUCAUGCAUGAGACAUACUGGACAGCAGGCAGACUGUGUUCUUCAGGACAGUCCAUGUGCUCCAUUCAGUCAUUUUGUCUAAGUUAGAACUCGCAAGGAAUUCAAUAAAUUUCAUGCUUUGCAGACAAGUUACAUGUAAUUCCAUGCAAGAAAUUUGAAGUUGGUGAAAUUUUCUGUCCAGCUGGCCAUUGCAUGAAGUAAUGCAUCUUGAAUUAUUAAUGAUGUGCUUGAUUGAGGGCAAUUUAUCAUUGCUAGUUGGGAAGAAUACCACAUUCACUGAAACGAGAUUGACGUAGUAAGCACUCGACCUUCAUGUAAAAAUGUGAAGCACUUCCCAAGAGCUCAGAUAAUGAAUAUCAAAUAGACAAUGUCCAAGUUGAUUUGUUUGUAAAUUGAACGAACAGUUUCUCCGUAUUUUACUAUAUUCUGCAAGGAAUUUGAAGGAUGUGUUAUGAUCAAUGACCAAUCUUUCCAGAAGUUUCCUAUUUAUUAACGACCAAUCACUGCCUGUGUGUGUUCCAUUUGAGGUGUCGUAGUAUUAGGGGCAUAGGGAGAUGCACAGGGCUGGUGUAGAAAGAACUAGGCUUAAAAUUGACUGUAGCACUUUUUAAAUUGGUUCUGGUUCUAUCCAAAAAGUCAAGAUUCUCUUCAGACUCGGCUCCACAUUUCUCUGGCCACCCAUACGAGUAAAGCUCAGAGUAUCUACUCAUGGGCCAAAGUGGUGGAUGGCCAACAUCAGAUGACUACAGGGGAUAGAUUUAUCAGGGUUUUUCUUGAUUUCAGGAUUUUUUCAUUUUUUUUCUCAAUUCCGUAAAGUCCUUAAUUUACGAUUAAGGCAUUUUUUAUGAAAUAAAAGUCAAUACAGAACACAAGCAGUACCUUUAUACAAAGACACCAAAUGUAUACCAUUUGACCGUACACUGCUGCGAGCCCUUAACCACUCCCUGCUGGGCGACCCGUUUUCGAAUACAUACGCUUUAUAUGCAGAGCCGGGGAGCCUGG
Acanthaster planci (crown-of-thorns starfish) is the source of this 5721-nucleotide messenger RNA. RefSeq names its product kinesin family member 15 (gene kif15). The record is from RefSeq and is a predicted model, not a curated record. Gene Ontology annotation, molecular function: microtubule motor activity; microtubule binding; ATP binding. Gene Ontology annotation, biological process: microtubule-based movement. NCBI's taxonomy places the organism in Eukaryota, Metazoa, Echinodermata, Asteroidea, Valvatida, Acanthasteridae.